This is a messenger RNA of Erpetoichthys calabaricus (reedfish), 1227 nucleotides long. RefSeq names its product granzyme A-like. Gene Ontology annotation, molecular function: serine-type endopeptidase activity. The record is from RefSeq and is a predicted model, not a curated record. Gene Ontology annotation, biological process: proteolysis. The transcript has 5 exons. Bases 32 to 781 code for a protein of 249 amino acids. Lineage: Eukaryota; Metazoa; Chordata; Cladistia; Polypteriformes; Polypteridae.
UGGUAACUGUAAGCAACAUUUUAGUGGAAACAUGACAGCUUCAAUGCUUUGUGCCUUGGCCUCGCUUUCCUUUAUUCUAAUUUGUAAAGGUUACUGUACAGAAAUUGUUGGAGGAACACCAUCCAUUCCCCACUCCAGGCCUUUCAUGGUUUAUCUGAAGAGUGGUUGUGGUGGCACCUUGAUAAAGCCUAACUGGGUGGUGACAGCUGCACACUGCUUUACAGUGAAUCAAGAAGUUCUCCUGGGAGCACAUUCUAUUAAAGACCCUGAAAAGGAAAAGCAGACAUUUUCAGUUAAGAAGUGUGUGAAAUAUCCACUUUACAAAAAGGGAAAAUAUGAACAUGAUAUCAUGCUAAUUCAGCUACAUGGAAAUGCAACCUUGACUUCAGCCGUAGACAUUCUCAGCUUGCCUGAGACUGCAAAAGAUGUUCAACCCAAUACCAAGUGUCUUGUUGCAGGAUGGGGAAAAACUGCCUACAAUGGAAAAGUGUCAGACGAUCUCAGAGAGGUCAAUGUUACCAUUACAGAUUGGUCAGUCUGCAAAGAUUCUUAUGCUAAGGUCAAAAAGAAUGUAACCAAGAAUAUGAUCUGUGCUGGUGACAAGAAUGGAAAUAAAGAUGCCUGCAAGGGGGAUUCAGGAGGGCCACUAAUAUGCAACAAAUCAUACACUGGAAUCGUCGCUUUUGGUGAAGGCUGCGGAGCAACAAAGUAUCCGGGAGUCUACACACAUCUGACAAAUGAAUACCUGAAGUGGAUUAAAAAAGUGAUACAAUCCUACUAAAAACGGGCAACAACAAAACAUUGGAUAGUGUUCAUGUUAUCAUUACUCUGCUAUUUCAUGUUUAAAUGAACCACUUCACAGUUUCAGUGAUACUUUUAUCUGAAGUGUGCAAGGCUUAUUUGUUAGGUAGCACUAGCCUUAAAAAUCCUGGCCUACUUGUACAAAUAACCCAAAAUUUGUUGUUUUUUUAGUGCUAGACUAUAGGUGUUUUAUAGAUCAUCUGUGUGCAAAUAUCACAUAAUGCACUUACUUUGUAAUUGCUUUGUAGAAAUUAUUAUUUUAGUUAACUAAUUUUAGGGGUAGGAGGUGAAGCAUUUAACUUUUUUGGAUGAAUGUUUUCUUGAUUUUUGAACGUAUUAUGUAUUACUGUUGGUAUUUUGUUCUGUUUAGUAAAAUUAAAUUUUAAAAAAGGUUAAUUUUGUUGACUUGUAUAAAAUAAAUGUGCA